AUGCCGAUGGUGCCGUGUCCAUGUCCCGCUCUGUGCGUGUCCUUGUCUUUGACCUGUUUACCCAACGCUGAUGGUGCCAUGGCCAUGUUCCGCUUUCAGAAUUCUAUACUGAUGGACUGGAUGAGUGGCAAUCCACCAUCGAGCUCGCAAGUCAAAUCCUUCAACGCUACCCUCCACAUUGCAACCCUCACUCGGAUUUCCGAACGCGGGAAAAAAAAAGUAUCACGCGCUUAUGGCAUGGCUUUUCAAGGCUGUCAGCGUGUCGCAGAGCAUGUUACUGCUGGCUGGUUCGGGGAGCAACCUCGACUACCUUGA
Suillus subalutaceus is the source of this 315-nucleotide messenger RNA. RefSeq lists its product as uncharacterized. Lineage: Eukaryota; Fungi; Basidiomycota; Agaricomycetes; Boletales; Suillaceae. Bases 1 to 315 code for a protein of 104 amino acids. The record is from RefSeq and is a predicted model, not a curated record. The transcript has 3 exons.